UCUAUUAUAUAUUUUCUUAAUGUAAGGUACCUUCAAUCGUUCAAAGAGCUAAGACAUUUCAGUUGAGGAGAUUUCUCUAUUGAAAUCAUGGGGGAUAGUAAUGCGAAAAAAGGCCCUAUACUCGGUGGUCUUACUUUGUCUUCUUUAAAAAAAAAUUAUCCUCUGAUACCAUUGUUCGUGGCUGUCGUAAUAGGUGUCGCAGGAGCUACAUUUUAUACAUGUCGUUUAGCUUUUCGUAAUCCUGAUGUUACGUGGUCUUUAAAGAAAAAUCCUGAGCCAUGGCAAGAAUAUCGCGAUAAACAAUACAAAUUCUACUCUACAGUGAAUUAUGACGAAUAUGCCAGCAAAGCACCUAAAUUCUAAAUAAUUUAUUAUGUAGUAUUGCUUUAGAUAUAACAAUAGAAACUGAAGAAACUUUCCAUAUAACUUCAUGUACUAUCACAACUAUGUAUAAAACUCAAUUGUAAUAUACAUAUAUAUAUAUAUAUAUAUA
Vespa mandarinia (Asian giant hornet) is the source of this 493-nucleotide messenger RNA. It is a transcript of the gene ND-MLRQ, whose product is annotated as NADH dehydrogenase (ubiquinone) MLRQ subunit. NCBI's taxonomy places the organism in Eukaryota, Metazoa, Arthropoda, Insecta, Hymenoptera, Vespidae. The record is from RefSeq and is a predicted model, not a curated record. Gene Ontology annotation, cellular component: respiratory chain complex IV.